Messenger RNA from Lactuca virosa, 1480 nucleotides. Lineage: Eukaryota; Viridiplantae; Streptophyta; Magnoliopsida; Asterales; Asteraceae. The record is from the annotation of a GenBank genome assembly.
AUGAAUGGUGGUAGCAACGCUGAAUUGGCUUCUACUCUUAGCCCUAGGAGAUCAAAUAUAAACGAAAAACGUGUUUCUUUUGAUAUCGAAGAUGAUUUUGAUGGAGGAUUGAAGGACUCAAAUAAUGAUUAUGUUGAUAAACAUAAACCUAGCUUUUCAAGCUCCAAGAACCCCAUUGUCAUUGCUGAUAUACUCAAGACAUUAUUCCUCAUACUUGUAUGGUACACCUUCAGUACAUUCUUGACAUUGUAUAAUAAAACACUAUUGGGAGAUGAUAUGGGGAGAUUUCCUGCUCCUUUAUUGAUGAACACAAUUCAUUUUGCAAUGCAAGCUGUUUUCUCAAGGGCUAUCACAUACUUUUGGUCCCAAAGAUUCGAACCAACUGUAACUAUGUCAUGGAAGGACUAUUUUAUGAGAGUUGUACCAACAGCUCUUGGAACAGCACUUGAUAUCAAUUUGAGCAAUGCAUCACUUGUUUUCAUCUCUGUUACAUUUGCUACCAUGUGUAAAUCUGCUGCUCCUAUAUUUCUCCUGAUAUUUGCUUUUGCAUUCAGGCUGGAGUCUCCAAGCUUUAAACUUUUAGGUAUCAUGUUGGUGAUAUCAUCUGGAAUUUUAUUAACAGUUGCAAGAGAGACCGAAUUUGAUUUAUGGGGUUUCAUUUUUGUGAUGCUUGCUGCUGUUAUGUCUGGUUUUCGUUGGAGCAUGACUCAAAUCCUCCUUCAGAAAGAGGCCUAUGGUUUGAAGAAUCCGUUGACCUUAAUGAGCUAUGUAACUCCUGUAAUGGCCCUAUUAACAGCUUUGCUAUCUCUUAUUUUGGAUCCAUGGGAUGAAUUUAGAAGUAGCACUUAUUUUGACACCUCAGGGCAUAUCAUCAGGAGUUGCUUCCUCAUGCUUUUUGGGGGGAUGCUUGCCUUUUUCAUGGUAUUAACAGAGUACAUCCUUGUUUCAGUAACAAGUGCAGUAACAGUGACAAUAGCUGGGGUUGUAAAGGAAGCUGUCACUAUACUGGUGGCAGUGUUUUACUUUCAUGAUGAAUUUACAUGGCUGAAAGGAGCUGGUCUCGUGACCAUAAUGUUUGGUGUGAGUCUAUUCAAUUGGUACAAGUAUCAGAAGUUGCACAAAGAUAAAUCAGAUAUAGGUGAGUCUGAAACUGCAGUCCCUGCAAAAUACGUUAUCCUUGAGGAGAUUAAUGAUGAGGAGGAAACGAUCCCGUGAUCGCUGGUCCAUCAUAAGUAAGAGGUUGAUGUAUGGAAUCACAAAAAGUAGGUCUAGAUAAUUAAGUAAGUGUACAAAGUUCCACUAUGAUUCCGGAUAAUCUUGAUGAAGAUUAAGGAAGUUAUCUGAUGAUUGUAACUUGUAAGUGUACACUAAUAUACCAUCACCCUUGUAUUUCAUUCAGGGAGAAACAAAACCAUACGUAUUGUCAUCAUUUUACAUGUUUUGGGCUCUACCAAUUUUGAAAUUCAAUAGAGUUUUCCCG